AUGAAGUUUAUCGUGGCUAUUCGCGUCAGUGUGCUGGCGUCCAUGCUUGUAUCUACUUAUGCUAGGAGAACUGCACUUGAUAAGACUGGUGCCUUGUUGCUGGACGACUCCGCAGACGAUGAAGAGGAAAGCACUGGGCUGACAGUCAGCGAGGAGACUCGCAUCUUUGGUGGCUCUGAGGCUGAUGCGACUCAGUUCCCGUUCAUUGUGAGUCUGCGCAAGAGCAAAGCUGAUGCCAGUACCUACUGCGGUGGCACACUCGUCGCUUCCCAGUAUGUGUUGACGGCGGGUCACUGUGUAAAGACGGAUGAGACGACCAUCUAUGCCUCAAUCGGAUCAGCUUUUGCCAAAGGAGCUGAAGAAGGGCAACAGAUUAAGGUAAUUGAGGGAUACCGCCACCCCUUGUACAACAAGUCUGGACAUUUGUACGAUGUGGGUGUACUCAAGCUCGAGAAGAAAGUUUCGACAGCAACAAUUGGUCUGGGUGCAGCUGACGGGUCCGACAACAAGGUCGGCACGGCUGCGACAGUCCGAGGAUGGGGGAUCACUGAAAAUGGCUCGCAGAGCUCGAAGCUAGAGGAAGUGGACGUGCGCAUCAUUUCCAAUGACGAGUGCAGCAAACAGUACAAGGACCGCAUCACGGAAACUAUGUUGUGCGCUGGCAAUGGAAAAGGGAAAGAUUCGUGCAAUGGUGACUCAGGGGGUCCGUUGAUUGCGAAUGGCGUGCUGGUUGGAGUCGUGAGUUGGGGAGGCAAGUGCGGUGCCAACUCUGGCGUUUACACGCGCGUGUCGUACGUGCGCGACUUUAUCAGCGACAUUGUGCAUGGUGGCAACGGUGCCCGGUUUUCUUCAGCAUCAACUGGUCAGAACCUGAAAGCGUCAACGGAUCCGAAGAGAUCUCCGGCUGCGGUGUCUCCGACUGUGAGAACUCCAAGUCAAUUACCGACUAGGGUCGCAUCACCUCCAGUAACAAAAGCUCCCAGUCCUGUACCGAUCAAGGCAGCUGCAGCUCCAGUGGCAAAAGCUCCCAGUCCUGUACCGAUCAAGGCAGCUGCAGCUCCAGCGGCAAAAGCUCCCAGUCCUGUACCGAUCAAGGCAGCUGCAGCUCCAGCGGCAAAAGCUCCCAGUCCUGUACCGAUCAAGGCGGCUGCAGCUCCAGUGGCAAAAGCUCCCAGUCCUGUACCGAUCAAGGCAGCUGCAGCUCCAGCGGCAAAAGCUCCCAGUCCACCUUCAGCGGGUGCUUCAGCUCGUGAAGCCUCGCGAAAUGGAGACACCCGUCGCUCAUCCACACGCACCUUCAGCUGA
Molecule: messenger RNA, 1305 nt
Organism: Peronospora matthiolae
Lineage: Eukaryota; Oomycota; Peronosporomycetes; Peronosporales; Peronosporaceae
Source: the annotation of a GenBank genome assembly